CCCCCCCCCCCACUGUCCCUUGGAUCUCUCUCCCCUUACUACGUCCUCUCACAACCCUCUCUCUCUAACUGGCCCUUUCACAACGGUUUCUCUCUCUACAACUUAUUCUCCCUCCAAACCAAAAUUCUCUCUUUACGUAUAUUCUCUAUGUCUUUCCCUAGGCAUAUUUCUCCUUCCUCUGUACAUCACCCUCUACCUUUCCUCCCAACUGCGCCCUUCCCUUUCUCUUUCUCUCUCUACAACUGUUUCUCUCUGUAAGACCGACCACAACUCUUUCUCUCUCUACAACUCUUUAUCUCUCUAAAUUGCGGUAGGUCAGUCAACAGUGUAUAUAAAGAGAGAGGCCUCUUUGUUUUGGUGCAGAGACAAAACCAAGAAACUCGAGCGAGGGAAAAGCAACAGAGUUAGAAAACAAUGGAUUUUGGUAUUCCCAGAGAGCUCUCAGAUCUGCAAAAGGAGCGCACUCUCUACCAACCAGUUCCGCCCCCUUGCCUUCAGGGAACUACUGUGAGAGUGGAAUUUGGUGAUGGCACUACUACUGCAGAUGCCUCUGAUGCUCACACCAUCAGCCGCUCGUUUCCCCUCACAUAUGGGCAGCCUCUGGUUCACUUUUUGAGAGCAACUGCCCAGGUUCCUGAUGCAAAAAUCAUACAAGAGCAUCCAGUGAUCAGGGUUGGAGUCGUAUUCAGUGGGAGGCAAUCUCCAGGGGGGCAUAAUGUUAUUUGGGGCCUUUAUGAUGCCAUUAAAUGCCACAAUCCAAAUAGCACUUUACUGGGAUUUGUUGGGGGCACCGAUGGUUUAUUUGCACUGCAAACCUUGGAAGUCACGGAGAAGGUUCUCUCAACAUAUAAAAAUCAAGGUGGUUAUGAUAUGCUUGGUCGAUCAAAAGAUCAGAUAAGAACAACCGAGCAAGUAAAUGCUGCAUUGGCUGCAUGCCAGGCUUUGAAGUUGGACGCCCUUGUCAUAAUUGGAGGCGUCACAUCCAAUACCGAUGCGGCACAACUUGCUGAGACUUUUGCAGAGAAAAAGUGCCCAACAAAGGUUGUAGGAGUGCCUGUUACUUUAAAUGGCGAUCUAAAGAACCAGUUUGUUGAAACAGAUGUUGGUUUUGAUACCAUAUGCAAGGUGAAUUCACAACUAAUUAGUAAUGUUUGCACGGAUGCUCUAUCGGCAGAGAAGUAUUAUUACUUUAUUCGACUGAUGGGUAGAAAGGCAUCUCAUGUUGCACUGGAAUGCACUCUGCAAUCGCACCCCAAUAUGGUCAUCCUUGGUGAGGAGGUUGCUGCAUCAAAGCUGACUCUUUUUGACUUGACAAUACAAAUUUGUGAUUCAGUUCAAGCCAGAGCAGAACAAAACAAAUAUCACGGGGUUAUCCUUUUGCCGGAGGGGCUGAUAGAAAGUAUACCUGAGGUCUACGCACUCUUGCAGGAAAUUCAUGGCUUGCAUAAGCAAGGUGUUUCUGUGGAGAGCAUGUCUUCCCAGCUUUCACCUUGGGCAUCUGCCUUGUUCGAGUUUCUUCCACCCUUUAUCAGGAAACAGCUUCUCCUCCAUCCUGAAUCAGAUGACUCAGCUCAGUUAUCCCAGAUUGAAACAGAGAAACUCUUAGCUCAAUUAGUGGAGGAUGAGAUGAACAAGAGAUUGAAAGAAGGGACAUAUACUGGGAAAAAAUUCAAUGCAAUCUGUCACUUCUUUGGCUACCAGGCUCGGGGUUCUUUGCCUUCAAAGUUUGACUGUGACUAUGCCUAUGUUCUUGGGCACGUCUCCUAUCAUCUUAUUGCUGCUAACUUGAAUGGUUACAUGGCAACUGUGACCAACUUGAAAAAUCCUGUCGCCAAGUGGCGAUGUGGUGGAGCUCCUAUAACGGCAAUGAUGACUGUGAGGAGAUAUGCACGUGGUCCUGGGGUCAUUCCAAUUGGAAAACCUGCUGUCCAUCCUGCUACUGUAGAUUUGAGAGGCAAAGCAUAUGAGUUGCUGAGACAAAAUGCAGUGAGCUAUUUGACGGAUGAUAUCUAUAGAAACCCUGGACCUCUUCAGUUUGAAGGACCUGGCUCUGAUGCAAAACCCAUUAGCCUGUGUGUUGAGGAUCAAGACUACAUGGGCAGGAUUAAAAAGUUGCAGGAAUAUCUCGACAAGGUGAAAAGCAUUGUGAAGCCAGGAUGCUCCCAGGAUGUUCUCAAAGCCGCUUUGAGUGCCAUGUCCUCAGUCACAGAUAUCCUCUCUGUUAUGACAGCCCCUUCUUUUAGCAGCCAGACCCCCUUUUAACUCUUGGUAAAAAAAUAUUCUUGACAAAGGGCCCCUUGUCUCUCAAGUUCCGGCUUUUUAUUUUAAUCUAUUUUUAAAAAUUUUACUUUUGUCGUUAAUCUUCAGUGUGUUUAUCAUGAAUUAUCUGAGAGAUAUUGAGAAUCAGAUUAAUAAUUAUGCGAGUUUUAGGAUUUAGAUGUACACUGAGUACAAAUGUGAGAGUAGCAAUAAACUGCAUAUAUUUGUAUUGUCUUAAGCAUAUGAAUUAGAAUGAGACUUAUUCUAGUCUCUUUUUUGACAGAAUUCACAAAAUUUAUAUGAUGCCAUGCUUUGGUUCUUAGAUGAAAA
Molecule: messenger RNA, 2589 nt
Organism: Amborella trichopoda
Lineage: Eukaryota; Viridiplantae; Streptophyta; Magnoliopsida; Amborellales; Amborellaceae
Product: pyrophosphate--fructose 6-phosphate 1-phosphotransferase subunit alpha
Biological process (GO): glycolytic process; photosynthesis; response to glucose
Cellular component (GO): cytosol
Molecular function (GO): diphosphate-fructose-6-phosphate 1-phosphotransferase activity; 6-phosphofructokinase activity; ATP binding
Source: RefSeq, a predicted model, not a curated record